Dovyalis caffra is the source of this 903-nucleotide messenger RNA. Lineage: Eukaryota; Viridiplantae; Streptophyta; Magnoliopsida; Malpighiales; Salicaceae. The record is from the annotation of a GenBank genome assembly.
AUGGCUAUGAAAACUUUGUAUCUCAAAGAACAUGAAGGAAUUGUCCAUAAUCCAAUUGGGCAGUUGUCAACAGUGCCAUGGUGGACUGCAUUUGGGUCUCAAGCUGUUAGUGGUGAAUCGUGUGGCCUAUUGAAGGCUCAACCAAUAGAACAGCCUGCCAGUGGAGGUGAAACUGCUACUAAGUAUGCCAGGAUGAGUGCUGAGCAAGGUCUGGAUCAAGGGAAUAGUACUCAAUUCACUAUAUUUCCAGGUGACUGCAAAACUUCAGGUGAUGUACAGAAACCUCUUCAGGCAACCAUUUCAUUGCAAACAGCUCUGCCAGACUACCGUGCUCAUUUUGACCUGGGAUUUGGUCAGCCUGUGGGCCGAAUUAUGCUGCCAAUGAGCAUGACCACAGAUGAUGGACCUAUAUAUGUAAAUGCUAAGCAGUACCAUGGAAUCAUCAGGCGUAGGAAGUCCCGUGCAAAAGCUGUAAUGGAGAACAAGUUGGCCAGAAAUCGUAAGCCCUAUAUGCACCAUUCACGCCAUCUCCACGCAAUGCGCCGACCAAGGGGAUGUGGCGGCCGUUUCUUGAAUACAAAAGAGUUGAAUGAUGGAAAAGACAUCAUGGAGGCAAAGAAAGCUGGUGAUUUUCAACUUUUUCAGCCAACUGGCUCUCAGAAUUCUGAAGUCCUGGAAUCAGGUGGUGCAACUUUGAACUCCUCAAUGGAAGCAAAUGGUGGUGGAUCAAAUCUCUCAGGAUCAGAGGUGACUAGCAUGUACAAUAGGGGAGAUUUCGAUCGCUUUCCAAUCAAUCAUCUCGGGCCAUCUGUCCGUAGUUUCUCAGGCAUGGACAGAGGGCAUGGCAUUGCUAUGCCAAGUAAGUGGAUUGCAGCAGCUGACAACUGCUGCAACCUAAAAUAG